AUGGCUAAAAGAUUUACAAAGCCUACAGUCAAUUGGGUUGAAUUCGAGAAGAGAGUGCCACCUGAACAGAAAGCUAAGUUUUUGGCUUUCAAGGCAAAGGCGGAUGUGUAUUUGAGACGGGUGCAAGCUAAUCCACCUCAACCACCAAAAAUCGAUUGGGAGACGUAUCAAAAAAUUGUACCAAUAUCAGGACUCGUGGAUAAAUUUAAAACUGCGUAUGAACAACUACAAAUACCAUAUCCAACCGACUGUCUCUCGACUAAAGUUGACGAACAAUGGAAAACAUUGGAACCAGAGAUAAAGAAAUUUUGUGAUGACAUGCAAAAACAUAUUGAAGUAACGAAAAAGGAAUUGAGUAGAUUAAACGCACUGCCAAAAGUUGAGGACAUUACGUUAGAGAUGUAUUAUGAUUUAUAUCCGAAGGAUGCUUUGGAUCCUAUUAAUCGUCCAACAAUGUGGCCUCACACUCCCGAAGAGCAGAUAGGUUACAAGCCACCCGAGAAGAAAGUGGAAGAGCAAAAGAAAAAGUGCUAUAUGAACUUUUCCAACAAUAAAAACUCCCUUGCCGUACUAACGAUCAACGGCAAUUGUCCUCAUGUAUGGAUGAAAAAGGGCUGCUUGCUAUAUAUAGCGUCACGUUCAGGGCCGGAGACAUUAGCCAAGAAGUCGCUUGGCAAAUUGAGACUGAUCAUUGGAUUAAGUUACAUCUAUUUUUGGCUUUAUUACGCCGGUAACUGGACAUUAAUUGGUGGAGCACGUGGUUGA
Molecule: messenger RNA, 765 nt
Organism: Danaus chrysippus (African queen)
Lineage: Eukaryota; Metazoa; Arthropoda; Insecta; Lepidoptera; Nymphalidae
Source: the annotation of a GenBank genome assembly